Molecule: messenger RNA, 1382 nt
Organism: Diceros bicornis minor
Lineage: Eukaryota; Metazoa; Chordata; Mammalia; Perissodactyla; Rhinocerotidae
Gene: STARD3NL
Product: STARD3 N-terminal like
Exons: 10
Coding region: 169-873 (234 amino acids)
Source: RefSeq, a predicted model, not a curated record
CGUGACCACGGAGCCGCUGUCCCUGGGGCGGCCGGCCCGGAACCGCCCGAUGAGAUGGAAUCACUGAAUUCAUCACUUGACUCAGUAAUAAUUUGGAUAAAUUUAGCAAGAUCUCUUCUCUCAAGGGAUGGUGAAGUUGGAAAAAGGCUCCUUUAAUCCUCCUCCAGGAUGAACCCCCUGCCACAAGACAUGGAGAACGCUCUCACAGGGAGCCAGAGCUCUCACACUUCUUUGCGCAACGUCCAUUCCAUCAACCCUACACAACUCAUGGCCAGAAUUGAAGCCUAUGAAGGAAGAGAAAAGAAAGGCAUAUCUGAUGUCAGGAGGACUUUCUGUCUGUUUGUCACCUUUGACCUCUUAUUUGUAACAUUACUGUGGAUAAUAGAGUUAAAUGUGAACGGAGGCAUUGAGAACACGUUAGAGAAGGAGGUGGUGCGAUAUGACUACUACUCUUCUUAUUUUGAUAUAUUCCUCUUGGCAGUUUUUCGAUUUAAAGUGUUAAUACUUGCAUAUGCUGUAUGCAGACUGCGCCACUGGUGGGCAAUAGCGUUGACGACAGCAGUGACUAGUGCCUUUUUACUAGCAAAAGUGAUCCUCUCAAAGCUUUUCUCUCAAGGGGCUUUUGGCUAUGUGCUGCCUAUCGUUUCAUUCAUCCUUGCCUGGAUUGAGACAUGGUUCCUGGAUUUCAAAGUGUUACCUCAAGAGGCAGAAGAAGAAAACAGACUCCUGAUAGUUCAGGAUGCUUCGGAGAGGGCAGCACUUAUACCUGGUGGUCUUUCUGAUGGUCAGUUUUAUUCUCCUCCUGAAUCUGAAGCAGGAUCUGAAGAAGCUGAAGGAAAGCAGGACGGUGAAAAACCACUUCUAGAACUAUGAGUACUACUUUUGUUAAAUGUGAAAAACCCUCAUUGCAAGUCACCGGAGGAAAAAAAGGCUAGAGAUGGGGUCUCCCUGUUGAAGGUUGAAAUGGUGACAUCCACUGCUGACUUCAUUGAACGGCUAAUAAAGAAUUUAUUUACUGUAAUACCUCACAGACACUGUACCACAUCGAUAUACGUUUAGCAGCCUGCCUGUGGCUGCUAAGAUAACGAAAUGAUCCGUCGUGUGUUCAGUGAGACCGAGUCUGAUCUGUUAAUGAAUAGUUGCAGAAAAGUCUUGUGCUGUAUUCCUAAUCAGAAGACUUAUUAAUAUAUUGGAAUAACACUGUUUUAGUAAGCAGAGUAUCUUUUUAUUAUGAUUUGCAGAAUGGAAUUUUUUUGUUUCUUGUCUCAGAUUUCUUUUGUAUUUCUUUUUUAACCCCUAUAUUUCCCUUGUGUUUUUUAAUUCAUGCACAUGCGCUCUUUGUACAAUUUUAAAAAGUAAUAAAAUCCAACAUAUCAAAAUGA